Messenger RNA from Electrophorus electricus (electric eel), 928 nucleotides. It is a transcript of the gene mgst3a, whose product is annotated as microsomal glutathione S-transferase 3a. Gene Ontology annotation, molecular function: glutathione peroxidase activity; glutathione transferase activity. The record is from RefSeq and is a predicted model, not a curated record. Lineage: Eukaryota; Metazoa; Chordata; Actinopteri; Gymnotiformes; Gymnotidae. Gene Ontology annotation, cellular component: nuclear envelope; endoplasmic reticulum; membrane.
UAUGCAGCGGUUCAUCAGCUAGACGGCAUUAGUAAUCCAUGAGGGAGGAUGACGGUUUUGGAUCUCGUUUAGCUCACACAAAGUGGGGAAAAUACAAAUGAAGUUACCGAUGUUGAAACACUAUGGCUGCAAAUCACUGUAGGAAUCUGGCAACCCUGCAGCAGAGACGAACUAGAUUACGAGCUAGGCUUCAGCCGACUAAGGUUAGUGAGCAUGGCGGUGUUGUCUAAGGAAUAUGGGUAUGUAGUUCUCACUGGAGCAGCCACGUUCGUCCUCAUGACUCAUCUGUCUUAUUCUGUGGUUAAGGCACGCAUCAAGUAUAACGUGCAGUAUCCCAGAAUGUACAGUGAUGAUCCGGAAAACGGCCAGGUCUUCAACUGCAUACAGAGAGCUCACCAGAACACUAUUGAAAUCUUACCUCUGUUCCUGUUCUGUUUGGCUGCUGGAGGCUUCCAGCACCCGCGAUUGGCCAGUGCUUUGGGAAUGAUCUGGAUUAUCAGUAGAGUAGUGUAUGCGCAUGGAUACUCCACUGGAGUGCCUGCUAAGAGGAAGCGUGGGAGUUUUGGGGACGUGGCGCUGUUGGGCAUGUUUCUGUGCACUGCGAACUCCGGCAGAACCAUGCUUGGGUGGGGCUGCAAACCCAAAUGGUUCGAGAUGGGUUUUUAAAAUCAGCUAAGAGAAAAUGGCACACAUUACUACUGUACACAUUUUUCAUAUGUGACUGUUUGCUAAUAAAAUAAGGUAACUCACCAUUAAAUACAUGUUACAGAUAAUGUAAUUGUGCGUUUCUGAUAUCAGAAAAUGGUUCUGUUAACCUUCAGGCUUAGAGCCAACUAAGAAUGUAUAUUCAUUUGUCCCUGUGCAGUUCCUAUUUGCACCCCCUUUGUAUUUAAUUGACAAUCAUCAAUAAACAAAAAUAAAACAUCAA